Carlito syrichta (Philippine tarsier) is the source of this 1302-nucleotide messenger RNA. It is a transcript of the gene ASB4, whose product is annotated as ankyrin repeat and SOCS box containing 4. The record is from RefSeq and is a predicted model, not a curated record. The coding region runs from base 22 to 1302 and encodes 426 amino acids. NCBI's taxonomy places the organism in Eukaryota, Metazoa, Chordata, Mammalia, Primates, Tarsiidae. Gene Ontology annotation, molecular function: transmembrane transporter binding. Gene Ontology annotation, biological process: neuronal action potential; negative regulation of delayed rectifier potassium channel activity; intracellular signal transduction. Gene Ontology annotation, cellular component: synapse; membrane; axon initial segment. The transcript has 5 exons.
AACCUCCAGACGAGGGGAAGCAUGGAUGGCACCAUGGCCCCUGCCACCACAUCUGGAGCCGCCAGGUUAGCCAAGAAAAAUUUCCUGGAGGCUCUGAAAUUGAACGACUUUGGGAAACUAAAGGCGAUUUUAAUCCAGAGGCAAAUAGACGUGGACACAGUGUUUGAAGUUGAAGAUGAGAAUAUGGUUCUGGCAUCUUAUAAACAAGGUUAUUGGCUGCCUAGUUAUAAGCUGAAGUCCUCCUGGGCAACAGGCCUGCAUCUCUCUGUCUUGUUUGGCCACGUGGAGUGUCUCCUGGUGCUCCUGGACCACAAUGCCACCAUCAACUGUAGACCCAAUGGGAAGACUCCUCUUCAUGUGGCUUGUGAGAUGGCCAACCUGGAGUGUGUGAAGAUCCUCUGUGACCGCGGAGCAAAACUCAACUGCUACUCCCUGAGUGGACACACAGCGUUGCACUUCUGUACAACUCCAAGCUCCAUUCUCUGUGCCAAGCAGUUGGUCUGGAGAGGGGCCAACGUGAACUUGAAGACCAACAACCAGGACGAGGAGACGCCUCUGCACACCGCAGCGCACUUCGGGCUGUGGGAGCUGGCGGCCUUCUACGUGGAGCACGGCGCGCUGGUGGACAGCCCGAACGCGCACCUGGAGACGCCGCUGGCCACCGCAGCCUACUGGGCGCUGCGCUUCCGCGAGCAGGAGUACAGCGCGGCGCACCACCGCGUGUGCCGCCUGCUGCUGGCGUGCCGCGCUGAGGUCAACGCGCGCGACGACGACUUCAAGUCCCCUCUGCACAAGGCGGCCUGGAACUGCGACCACGCGCUCCUGCUGAUGAUGCUGGAGGCGGGCGCCGAGGCCAACCUGGUGGACAUCAACGGCUGCGCCGCCCUCCAGUACGUGCUGAAGGUGACACCCGUGCGCCCCGCCGCGCGCCCCGAGCUCUGCUACCAGCUGCUGCUGAACCACGGCGCCGCGCGCAUCUACCCGCCGCAGUUCCACAAGGUGAUUCAGGCUUGCCAUUCUUGUCCCAAAGCCAUUGAAGUUGUGGUCAAUGCCUACGAGCACAUCCGCUGGACCACAAAGUGGAGGAGGGCGAUCCCUGAUGAUGACUUGGAGAAAUACUGGGAUUUUUACCACUCCCUGUUCACCGUGUGCUGCAACUCUCCAAGGACGCUCAUGCACUUGUCAAGAUGUGCCGUUAGGAGAGCGCUGCACAGCAGGUGCCACCGUGCAGUCCCUCUGCUCUCCCUCCCAGCGUCCUUGAAGAAGUACUUGCUGUUGGAGCCCGAGGGAGUCAUCUAUUAA